AGCGCCGCUGACCCAGAUUGCCACGCAGGCCGAUGGCUAAACAUACACGACUGCGCGGCCCCCGACUCGCCCGGGCACGCGUGCCUCGCGCCCAUGGCGGAGUGCGCGGAGUCGUGGGACGCCAUCUUCUUCGAGAUGGGCUUCGAGGUCGACCUCCUCGCAAGCGUCGCGCCGGGCAUGUGGGUCGUGCCGUGGUUCGGCGACGGCGUGCAUGUGCGGCAGGGAGGGUUUCCGGGAACAGCGAGUAAUUUGGUCGGUCCGGCCGCGAGCACCACUAUCGUGCCGCUGUACGAUGCCCUUAGUGCUGCGGGCGUUACCCUCAGCUACGUCCCGCCGCCAAACAUAUUCCCGACAAUCACGGGAAACUCCACUGUACCCCAGACAUCCAGCACGACGAUGCCCUCUGGGACUACAACCAUGACGCCUGGGACUACCACGACUUCUGCGACAACCACAACAACGCCCAGCACGACCGCGACGCCUGGUACGACCACGACACCUGGCACCACAACCACGCCUGGCACCACCACAACUCCUCGCACAACGACGACGGCUGGCACAACAACGACGCCUGGAAUCACCACAACUUCUGGGACCACCACUACCCCAGGCACCACCACGACUCCAGGGACUACCACGACUUCAGACGCUACUACGCCGUCGCUGCCACCAGAAACGACAACGCCGUCGCCGGCCUCCGACACAUCAACUCGGCAGGAGACGCCCAGCACACCUACUCAAUCCCCGUCCUCCACCUCAACAACGCCACCGCCAAGCUCCGACUCAACUACCCCGUCUCCAACUCCCACGCCGUCUCCAUCGUACACAUCAACUCUAACCACUACCCCGUUACCCACGUUCAACCCAUCAACUACGCUGCCUACUCCGGAGACGAGCACGCCGCCUACUCUGGGCACAAGUACUUCGCCUACCCUGGACAUAAGCACGUCAUUGGACCCCUCGAACAAUUCUUCAAACUCUCCUCAGGAGACACCCAGCACUACGCCGACACCAAGCCCCGAGACGAGCACCCCGCGGAAGUCGGAAACUGCAGGGCCGACCACGACGUCGACGAAAGACGUGACCACGACACGGGAGACAGCCAAUUUGUCAUCAUUCGCACCGACGCCCAAGCCUUCCCCCACGCCUACCAGCGUUUCCACUCCAUCGUCCGAUCUGGUUCUGAACUCUUCGGAGGCGCUGCCUCCUGUACCGUCCUCUAACUCGGAGAGCGAAGUUGUGGUCGAGAUUGAGGUGGUGGUCGAGGUGGUGGUCGAAGCUGUGCCUGGGCCGCCUAGUCCCACAUAGGAGAAACAGCUCUGUCUCCUAGCGGCUCCAUCUCGAGCACGAGGAUAGCACACCCCGAUAUCCCGCCCACAAGGUGCUGCCGUAGGUUUGCCACUGUAAGCACCGCAAGGUUAUGUGACUAUUCUUCCGGCAGUGACAGACCAAAGCCCGUAUUCGAGAGUACCGUGAAGUUCCUGCCGACCUCACACCGGGAUGGAGUUGGAGUUACGUCCGCGGUUUCUUCUAGACAUACCCCACGAUGGCUUAUCCCUCAUCUCAUCGUAGAUUGUAGAGCACCCAUCAUCUCCAUGCAUGACAUCUC
This is a messenger RNA of Cutaneotrichosporon oleaginosum, 1609 nucleotides long. RefSeq lists its product as uncharacterized. The record is from RefSeq and is a predicted model, not a curated record. NCBI's taxonomy places the organism in Eukaryota, Fungi, Basidiomycota, Tremellomycetes, Trichosporonales, Trichosporonaceae.